UAUGCGCGUUUGUCAAGGGAACAAACUCUAAAAUAACUAACGAACUUUGAUAUUAGCUCAGUUGAUAGUUUAUGUCACAUGUUCUAGCCUUAUUUAAGGAAAAGAUAUGUAUAUAUAUAUAUAUAUAACAUAUCAAUGACUCUCUCAACAGUUUUAUGAUAUUUAAAAACGCUACACGACAGCACAUAUAUUUCGUUUGACUUUGUUUUCGUUAUUGCUGCUUUUUCUCUUCAAACAUCAUUUUAAUGACAGUGUUAUAAGGAUGACGACUGGAGUUAUUUGUAUUUUUCUUAGCUUUCUACUGGUUGUAGGGAACCAAGCCUACCCUUUUCAUGCAUCGUCUUGCGGUUAUCAGAGUUGUAAUCCUGUGAAAGAUGGCAUGAUCAAUGUUCAUUUAGUGCCUCACACUCAUGAUGAUGUUGGUUGGCUAAAAACAGUUGACCAAUAUUAUUAUGGAGCCAAAACAAAAAUUCAAAAUGCAGGAGUACAAUAUAUCUUGGAUUCAGUAAUUCAAGAGCUUUUGAAAGAUCCUUCCAGGCGCUUUAUAUAUGUAGAAAUGGCCUUCUUUUGGCGCUGGUGGAUUGAACAGCAUGAUCAUACACGUCACAUUGUACAGAAACUUGUUAAAGAAGGACGCUUGGAAUUCAUACUUGGAGGCUGGACCAUGAAUGAUGAAGCAGCAACACACUAUAGUGCAAUCAUUGAUCAACAUACUCUUGGUUUUGAAUUUCUAUCAAAGACCUUUGGUGAAUGUGGCCGGCCAAGAGUAGCCUGGCAGAUUGACCCAUUUGGUCACUCAAAAGAAAUGGCAUCUUUAUUUGCUGGAAUGGGUUUUGAUGGAUUAUUUUUUGGACGGGCUGACUACCAAGAUAUAGUAAAACGUGUGCUUGAUAAAGAUAUGGAAAUGAUUUGGAAAGCAAACCAAAACAUUGGUGAUGAUGCAGAUUUAUUCACUGGAAUACUGCUAAAUGGCUAUAAUCCACCCCCUGGAUUUUGUUUUGAUGAACUGUGUCAGGAUGAUCCCAUUAUGGAUAAUCCACGAUUCAAAGAGAACAACCUGAAUGAAAAGCUGAUUAUGUUCACUACCUGGGUUAUGAUGAAGUCUUUAACUCUGAGAACCAAACACAUUAUGCUAACAAUGGGUUCGGACUUUCAGUACAGUAAUGCCAACGCUUGGUACAAGAAUCUAGACAAACUUAUUAAGUACAUUAAUGCCAAACAAGCAAAAGGCAGCAAAUUGAAUUUGAUUUAUUCUACCCCAUCAUGCUACCUUUAUCAACUAAACAGAGCAAACAUUACAUGGCCUGUGAAAACAGACGAUUUUUUUCCAUAUGCUGACCGACUUCAUAGCUACUGGACAGGUUAUUUUACCAGCAGGCCUGCAAUUAAGCAGUUCAUUCGAGAAUCUAGCAAUUUAUUCCAAGUCACUCGACAUUUAGACGUGUUCGCUCAACUUCAGAACCACAUAGAUUUGUUUAGAGUGUGGGAGCCUUUAAGUGUUGCUCAACAUCAUGAUGCUGUGACGGGUACAGAGAAACAAGCAGUUGCUAAUGAUUAUACAGCUAGAUUGUCUGCUGGUGUUGAAUCCUACCAGAAAUUAACAAAUGCAGCAUAUGCAAAAUUGCUACCAAAAACUAAAGAAGCUCCACCUACUCAUUAUUUCUGUUCUUUACUAAAUAUUUCAAUGUGUGUAGUAACUGAAGAUUUAAGUGAGUUUACUGUGACUCUAUAUAACCCAUUGGCACAACUUGUAUCCAAUUGGGUACGGUUACCUGUUAUUGGUUCUAGUUAUACUGUGCUGGGACCAGACUUGAACCCGGUUCAAACUCAAGUUAUAGCCAUCAGUUCUUCAACUAAAAGAAUUCCAGAACGGAGACGAUCUAAAGCACAGAACACAUUGAUUUUCGAAGUAAAGAUCCAGCCUUUAGGCUUUGCAACUUAUUUUGUGCAAAUGACUACAAGUGAUUAUGUCACUCAGAAUACCUUAUCACAAAUAAUUCCUGUAGAUCUGGGUAAAGACUUUGAGAUCAAAAAUGAUAAAAUCUCAAUUAGUUUCAAUGGAAAAACUGGUCGUAUGCAAGGAAUUUCCAACCUUGAAAGUAAGGUAUCAGCAUCUGUGGCACAGGAUUAUUAUUAUUAUAUUGGCCAUCCUGGUAACAACUCCGACACUAAUACUCAAGCUUCCAACAAUUAUAUUUUCAGACCUUUAAACAACACACCAUCUAGUGUGAAUUACUUGAUGCCUGUGAAGAGUCACAUAGUAAAAGGACCACUUGUUCAAGAAGUUCAUCAAGUAUUCUGCCCUUGGAUUACUCAAGUUAUACGACUAUAUAAAUCUAACAAUUUUGCCGAAGUUGAAUGGACUGCUGGAUCAAUCCCCAUUCAUGACAAUAAAGGAAAAGAAAUAGUUGUUUCAUAUCAAACUAAUCUUAAGACAAACAACUUGUUCUAUACUGAUGCAAAUGGAAGACAAAUUAUGGAGAGAAAACUUAAUUACCGACCUACCUGGACUCUAAAAAAUUCUGAACCUAUUGCUGGCAAUUAUUAUCCUGUCAACACCAAGAUAUUCAUCAAAGAUGUCAUGAAAGAUGUUCAGUUCACUGUUCUGACUGACCGUUCUCAAGGAGGCAGCAGUUUAAGAGAUGGACAUGUUGAACUUAUGUUACAUCGUCGUCUUUUGUAUGAUGAUGGUAGAGGUGUUGGUGAACCCUUAAACGAAACUGGCGCUGAUGGACAUGGUCUGAUAAUUCGAGGGAAACAUCAUCUGUAUGUUGACACAAAAGGAAACUCCACAAUUUUCCACAGGCAACAGGCUAUUGAGAACUUCUUACAUCCAACAAUAGCUUUUGCUGAACUGAGAAUGACACCAAAGGACUGGAAAGCUAAAUUCAACACAGAUUGGGCAGCUAUGAAGAGCAGUCUUCCUGGUAAUGUGAACUUAUUAACUCUACAGCAAUGGGGUAAGGAUACAUUACUACUUCGUCUAGAACAUGUCUUUGAGAAAGACGAAAGCACAUUUUCAAAACCUGUGACAGUAUCACUAAAGAAUUUAUUCAUCCACUUUAACAUUACUGCCAUUGAAGAAUUAGUUCUUGGUGCUAAUCUCAACCUAUCAGAUUUACAUCGUCUUAAAUGGAAAGCUGAUGGAGACAAUACAAGCAAUCAUUAUUUCAAGAAGCAAGAAGGUCUUGAGAUUACCUUAUCACCAAUGGAAAUUAAAACACUGGCAGUGACAAUAAGAAAUUUCUUUUAAAUAUGACAACUCCAAUCAUUACUAUAAGAUAAUUCAGUUGAAAAUGUAAUGGUGUAACUAACUGAAGAAAGCUGUCUUUCAGUUAUUUCUUCUCUUUAUUCUGCUUAACUACUUAUCACCAAAAUCAUCAGAUUGUGCAGAUUGCAAUUUUUUUCAUUAUAUUUUAAUUAAAAUGAACAACAUCUUUAUACUUUUAA
Messenger RNA from Octopus bimaculoides (California two-spot octopus), 3450 nucleotides. RefSeq names its product lysosomal alpha-mannosidase. NCBI's taxonomy places the organism in Eukaryota, Metazoa, Mollusca, Cephalopoda, Octopoda, Octopodidae. Gene Ontology annotation, molecular function: carbohydrate binding; alpha-mannosidase activity. The record is from RefSeq and is a predicted model, not a curated record. Gene Ontology annotation, biological process: mannose metabolic process. Gene Ontology annotation, cellular component: lysosome.